GUCCUGCCAGCUUCUCCCUUUUCUUCUUCCUCUCCCCCUCAAAACUUCAUCCUCGAUCAUAUUUCAUCUGCAUUGUCGGGCCCAGUCAUUCGUUGCAACUGCCCUUUUGCCCUUUUAUAUUGACUUCUAAUUCGAACCUUCUUUGAUCGGUCUCUCACUCACUUGAGACGCUCAACAAUCGUUUUACAUUUACUGCCAAAUUCUCAAAUCUCCUCAACCCACUUCUCCACGCCUAUCCGCAUUAGUUCAUCCCAUAUUAUCGUCCCGAAAAUGAAGACAUUCAAUGCAAUUGCAGCUCUGGCUGCAGCUACCUCCGUUUACGCUGCGCCCUCUCCCACAGAGCAACUCGAAGCUCGAGCAUCAUCUCUUACUGCAAUCACAGUCAAGGGCAAUGCUUUCUUCCAAGGAAACAACCGAUUCUAUAUCCGCGGCGUCGACUAUCAACCAGGAGGAUCUUCGAAGCUCGUGGACCCCUUGGCCGAUUCCACCGCCUGUACGCGUGAUAUCGCCGAAUUCAAGAAGCUUGGCUUGAACACCGUCCGUGUCUACACUGUCGACAAUACUGUAAACCACGAUGCUUGCAUGUCAGCGUUGGCCGCUGCAGGCAUGUACUUAGUGCUAGACGUCAACACACCUCUCUACUCCCUCAACAGAGCCACCCCAGCACCAUCCUACAACUCCGUCUACCUCCAGAACAUCUUCGCCACCAUCGAUGCGUUCGCAAACUACACGAACACCUUGGCUUUCUUCUCCGGUAACGAGGUUAUCAACGAUGAUUCUACUACCUCCGCUGCACCAUACGUCAAGGCCGUCACUCGUGAUAUGAGACAGUACAUUGGAAGCCGUGGAUACCGCCAAAUUCCUUGUGGAUACUCAGCAGCUGAUGUCGACUCCAACCGUCUCGAGAUGGCUGAAUACAUGAACUGCGGUACCGCUGAUGAGCGCAGCGACUUCUUUGCUUUCAACGACUACUCCUGGUGUGAUCCUUCUUCAUUCCAGAUUUCCGGAUGGGAGCAGAAAGUUAAGAACUUCACCGGCUAUGGCCUCCCAAUCUUCCUCUCUGAGUAUGGUUGCAAUACCAACACCCGUAAAUUCGAGGAAGUUGCUGCUCUCUACAACACGGAGAUGACCAGCGUCUACUCUGGUGGUCUCGUUUAUGAGUACUCUGAGGAAGGUAGCAAAUACGGCCUCGUCACCAUCAACUCUGAUGGAACGAUCACCGAAGGAGCUGAUUACGCCGCUCUCAAGACCGCCCUGGCUGGAACCGCUCCCCCAACCGGAGACGGAGGAUACAACUCCACAGGAGGAGCAUCCGGCUGCCCUGCCAAGUCCGCUAACUGGGACGUCAGCGGUGAUUCUCUUCCAGCCAUUCCCUCCGCUGCGGCAGACAUGAUGAAGACUGGUGCAGGCAAGGGUUUCGGUCUCACGGGCACCGGAUCCCAGAACGCUGGUGGAACUUCGACUGGAACUGCUACUCCUGGCUCUGGAUCCGUCACUGCUACCAGCACUGCGAAGAAGAGCUCUGCUCCUGGCCGUCAGCCCCCGUUCGACAAGACCCCUAUCUUGGUUGCAGGUUUGGCUGUCGCUUUCUCUCUCUUCGGAGCUUGUCUGCUAUAAAUGAUCGGAUGGAGUGUACAUAAGGAGUGUCAAGUACGUAACAAGGUAUGGAAGGAAUCAGAGGGCUGAGACUGGAUCUUGCAUGGAUAGAGGUAUACCACUGACACGAACCUGGAAACGGCUGUUGCUGAUGGAUUGGCAUUCUCGGUGUUCUCGUUUGUUUUUCUUCUUGUGGGUGUAUGAGUCAAAAAUUGCCUUCUAUGUAACAAAAGGCCUGUUCGACAUGGCGUGUGC
This is a messenger RNA of Hyaloscypha bicolor E, 1851 nucleotides long. Its product is annotated as glycoside hydrolase family 72 protein. Lineage: Eukaryota; Fungi; Ascomycota; Leotiomycetes; Helotiales; Hyaloscyphaceae. Gene Ontology annotation, molecular function: 1,3-beta-glucanosyltransferase activity. The transcript is spliced from 3 exons. Gene Ontology annotation, cellular component: fungal-type cell wall; cytoplasm. Gene Ontology annotation, biological process: fungal-type cell wall (1->3)-beta-D-glucan biosynthetic process. The record is from RefSeq and is a predicted model, not a curated record. The coding region runs from base 271 to 1617 and encodes 448 amino acids.